Molecule: messenger RNA, 867 nt
Organism: Closterium sp. Yama58-4
Lineage: Eukaryota; Viridiplantae; Streptophyta; Zygnematophyceae; Desmidiales; Closteriaceae
Source: the annotation of a GenBank genome assembly
AUGGCGGCAGCUAUGCUUCCAUACGCGAAACCGCGUUUCGACCAGAGUCACGCGCCGCGGAUAGCGACGGAUCGCAUUGUGAAAUCGAGGAGAAAAUCAGUAAUCGUCUCAUCAUCGUUAGCUGCAGUGCCUCCCUCCUUCGGCGUUGCUUCCGUUCCCGCACGUCCCCUCUCCCUUCCUGCAUUCCUCCCCUCCAUGGCCGUUACAACUCUCGGCUUCUUCGCUCGGUUGCUGGGCGGCGACAAGAAGGAAGAAGCAGAGGGAUCAUCCCGAGGCAGCAGCAGCGGCGGCCCGGAGAGUGACGACGACUACAAUGACGACUCAGGGGAAGAGGACGGGGACGAGGAUGAGGAAGAAGAGGAGGGAGUGUAUGGUGAGGUGGUGCUGGUAGAGUCGAAGGCAGAGGAUGGGAGCAGCAGCAAGAUAGUGUUUUCAGCGGGGGGUGAGGUGGACGUGUAUGCGUUGGAGCGGCUGUGCGAGAAGGUGGGGUGGCCGAAACGGCCCCCUGAGAAGGUGGAGGCGGCGCUGCGGAACAGUUACCUGGUUACCGCACUCCACCUGGUUACCACUCCGCCAGCUGCUCCAGAGGGGGAGGAGGGCGGGGAGAGGGAGCUGAUAGGAAUGGCCCGUGCCACGUCAGACCACACAUUCAACGCCACCAUUUGGGACGUGCUUGUUGACCCAAGAUUCCAGGGUCAAGGCCUGGGCAAGGCUCUAGUAAAGCAAACGGUUCGGGCGCUUUUGCGGCGGGAUAUUGGCAACAUCACCCUAUUUGCGGACUCACAAGUGGUGGACUUCUACAAGAACAUGGGCUUCGAAGCUGACCCAGAGGGAAUAAAGGCCAUGUUCUGGUAUCCCAGGUUCUAA